UGGUUUUGUGUAUCGGUAUGCCUUCAGUUUAUAACGUGACGUUCAACUGUUCAAAACGUAUUUACGGUGAUAGAAAUAAAAUUAAUGAAUAAAAAAUAAAAGAAAAUUUAUUUGAAAAAAUAUUAAUAAAAUCAAUGAAUCUUUGUUGUUACUACAACUAUUGCUCUCUUGUGUGAUUUGUUUUGUUUGUAAAUGUUUAUACAAAAAAAAAACUCUUGCAAACAUUCUUUAGCUAUUUAUGCCUACUAGACCGAGUGCAGGGCAAAUUAAGCAGCAGCAUAGUUUGUUUUGCUUAAAUUAAAUUUCUUCUAUUGAGAUUAAAACGAAAAAAUUAAAAGAAUUUGGUGUUUGUAACACAAAAAAUAAAUAAAAAAAAAUUUAAAAGGUUAAUUGAAAAUAUUGUAAUUUCCACCUUUACUAAUUCGCUUGUUUUGGUGGGUUUUUUUUGUGAAUGAACUUGAAUUUUAAAUGCGCGCGCGUUACAUAUUUUCGUGGUGCCUGCCAGUGUUUGUGGCUGCUUGUUUUUGAAAUUGAAUUUUGUGCAUUAAUUUGAAUUUUUAAACAAAGUGUUUGUUUAUAUUCUUAAGAGUUUCUUGUGGGGAAAUACUACAUAUAUUAAGCAAUAGAGGAAAUCUUUUGCCAUUUUGUUUAAAAAAAAGUCGUUUUUAGAAGAAACUCUAAAAAGUGUGUUGGCUGUUUAGUGGUUUUACUAAACGCUAGACGUCGGCGUUUUUAGGCUUAACGCUCAAGUGUGUUUUUUCAAAAAUAAAAAAUUAUUUUUAAAUAGAGGUGCGCUUUUGCCAUUUGGCAAUUGUUGUUUGUUCAGUGGUGGUUGUUGUUGUAACUAGUGACAGAGCUGUCAGCUAGAGUGUGUCAACUAAAGUGUUUUUCUUUGGAUUAGUGACAAAUUGUCGUUCAAAAUUACGAGAAACUUAAAGUUUUACAAAAAAAACAACAACCAAAUUGGCCUCAGAGAAAAAAAAACAAGUGUUCAAUAAAAAUAAAAAUUCAAAAAAUAUUGCCACAUAAUUUUUAACAAAAUUUAAGAAAAAUAUUUAAAAAUUUUUUAAAGAAAAAAAUAAAAAAAUAUUUAAAAAUAAAGUGUUAUUAAUUAAAAAAUAAUUACAAAAUUUAAGACAACGAAGUUUAUUAUAACAUAAAAAACACCAUGAUUUCUUUAAAACCCAACAACACAUGUAAUUUAACUGGCCACAUUGGUGAUCGUAUGGCCCGCAGAAGAAAGAGGCAUGUCGACAAAAUGAGUUUAAUGUUGCUGAUAUUUGUUGGCUGCUGUUCAACAUUGAUUUCAAGUCCUCUUCUUGCUCAAGCCAAAGAAUCAAAUAACAAUGCAACAACGUCAAAAGGUGAGAACAUGCUUAGCACUGAUCAUCAGCACGGAGCCGUCUUGGCACAAGGUGAAGCCAACGAUAAAACUAAUGAUAAAAACACUUUCAAAAGACUAAAGCCAACAGACUUUAAUGACAAAGAUGGAGUAAUGUUGGAUGUAGACGAAGUGGAGGAAGAACGUUCAAGUGAAGUCAUAGAAAUGAUACAGCCACCGCAUACAUUACGACAUCAGGAACACUACAAACAACGCAUUUUAAUGGCUGGAAAAGAUUUUCAACAGAAACAAAAACAUGCGGAAAAACAGCUAGAUGAAAAUGCUAUGGCUGAUGACGACCAUAAUGAUGAUGAUGAUGCUGAUGACUAUGGUGACGAUGAACAACAAGAACGAGAAUUAUCUGUGCACAAUAGAAAUCUAAGAUACCAGCAAAUACAACUGGCUUUAAGGGAACCCUUGGCUUCUCCUACACCACCCCACCACCAUCGUCGCCAUGAACAUCAUGUGUCUAAGCAACGCUUGGCAAAACAAACGGCAUUCACCUGGCCACAACAGCAGCUGCAGCAGCAGCAACAUCAUUUAAGACAUCAACACCACCAGCAUCCAGAAUCUCCUCAGCAACCGCAAUUGCGCCAUGUGAAACCAGAAAUGAGGAAGCAAAAUCUCUCAACCACAAACGCCAAACCUCUGCAUCAACGUUAUUUUGAUCGUGAGAGUUCAUAUUCGAAUCCCCUGGCCAGAAUUAUGACAACUGAGGGACCACCUCCUCACUUAAGGCACACAGGCUCCAAUAAAUAUUGGAACACCCUGACCUACUCAACAAAUCCCCAUAAUCGUUUAUACAAUGAUGAGGCCAAUAACAAGCAAAAGGAAAAUGUCGAAGAAGAACAAGAACAAGAGGAAGACAUUAAACGUUUUUCAUUGUCAUUAGAUGAACAUGAAAAUAUCGAUGAAAACAAAGACAAACUAACAUUAGCUGAGACGGCUGCUAAAGUUGAUGACAAUGACAAUUACGAUGUCAGUGCCAAUGGUGAUGAUGAUGAUUCAAACGAGGAAGAUGAUUAUUCCUAUGAAGACGAAGAUGACAAGGAAAUCAAUAUCAAAAAAAAUAAAUAUCCUUCACUAUCCACAAUUACCAAAACGAAUGUUAAACGUUAUACAAAUCCCUUAAGACCUUUAUAUAAACCUUCCUCCUCUCCCUCAUCAUCAUCAUCAUACGCUUACCGUAGUAAUCAUCACUUACGGCAUACGCCACAUAACAUUAAAUCCACUUCCAAUGAUAACGAUAAUGACGAUGACUAUGAUGACAUGGUAAAUUAUGAAGAUGAUACUGCUGCUGUGGCUAUUUCAUCAUCGGUUGUCGAAUCCCCCAACGAUGAUGACAAGUUUUCCGAUGAGAAAUGGAACAAGAUUGAACAUGAACAUUAUCGCAAACAAUUGCAGCAUCAACGUGCCAUGCAAGCUUUACGUUCUCGUCGACCCUCAAACGAUAAUACUCCACAUACGGCAACAGCAACAUUACAUAACAACAAAUACUCUUCAUAUACGCCUGCUGCUGCUGCUUCCCUAACACCAUCUUUAACCUACAAUGCCGCCUGGACAAAGCGUCAAACUAUAAAUGAUGAUGAAGGUGACAACAUUUAUUCACGCUCGUAUGUACCUGGCACAGUGACACGCAAGAAGGAGGAAGAAUUGGGUUCACCUACGGCGAUUUUGGAAUCGAGACGGCAGUAUGCUUUGCAACAGCGUCAAAAUAAAGCUUUGGCCAGUGCCCAUCAUCGUCGUAUUGUUACUGAAGGUUCCUGCCGUUUGCCACAGCCAAGAGUGGAGCGCAUACGCAGAGACUCUUGGAAAAUUUAUACCCCCCAUUGUACGAUUUUACAUCGUUGUGCUGACGAUGCCGGCUGUUGUCCCAGUGAACGUCAAACCUGUGCCCCCAAACGCACCAAAAAUGUGGAUUUAUACUUUUUUGUUAUCAGCCUUAAUGAAACACAAGGUUCAAUUGAGAAAUUAACGUUCGUGAAUCACACAGAAUGUCACUGUGUCCAGCGAUCGAAACAACGAGCACCCGAGUAUGCCAGCUCUGGUGCCAAAGAUCUAAUAGCAAACAAUCAAAUACCAUUCCUAAGACGGGCUACUGUGCUCAAUUGCCAUUGUCCCAAUUUGUUUGAGAAGAUACUGCAAGAGGAUGGCUACUGUCGAUGUGACUGUUCGUCGGGUAAUAUGGGCUGUGAUUGGCUGAAAAGAGGCAUGGAGCAUUUCUCUAUGAAUGAUCGAAAGUGUAUCAUAGAGGGCCGCUGUAAAUUGCCCACCUGCGAAUACGGUCAAUAUAUUAAGAAACAUGGUCGCUGUCCUAGACGGGAGGAAAGACAUCUCUCAGCUGAUAUGGAUUGGUGAGCGGUUUUUGCUGGCUUUAUUACAGAAUAAAGCAUUUGUUUGAAAUGUAACCUGAUUAUUUGCAAAAGUAAUUGGAAAUAUUUUGUGUGUGUUGGCACAAAACGAAACACAAUGUUAUUAAACUUAAAAGUAUUACAAAAUAAAUAAUUUAUUAACUAA
This is a messenger RNA of Calliphora vicina (urban bluebottle blowfly), 3898 nucleotides long. RefSeq names its product PDGF- and VEGF-related factor 3 (gene Pvf3). The coding region runs from base 1169 to 3739 and encodes 856 amino acids. Gene Ontology annotation, molecular function: growth factor activity. The transcript is spliced from 5 exons. The record is from RefSeq and is a predicted model, not a curated record. Gene Ontology annotation, biological process: hemocyte migration. Gene Ontology annotation, cellular component: membrane. NCBI's taxonomy places the organism in Eukaryota, Metazoa, Arthropoda, Insecta, Diptera, Calliphoridae.